This is a messenger RNA of Etheostoma spectabile (orangethroat darter), 7965 nucleotides long. RefSeq names its product lysophosphatidic acid receptor 1 (gene lpar1). Gene Ontology annotation, molecular function: lysophosphatidic acid receptor activity. Gene Ontology annotation, biological process: G protein-coupled receptor signaling pathway. Gene Ontology annotation, cellular component: membrane. NCBI's taxonomy places the organism in Eukaryota, Metazoa, Chordata, Actinopteri, Perciformes, Percidae. The record is from RefSeq and is a predicted model, not a curated record.
AGAGAGAGAGAGAGAGAGAGAGAGAGAGAGAGAGAGAGUUUGGCGGAGCAGCCGCGCCAGCACAGAGAGGCACGGGGACGCAGCGCAGAGCAUCAGGGCGACUUCAUCUGGGAACGAAUCAAUAAAACAACUUGAAACACAGGGACACACCGGUGGGGGAAACAAAACACCGUAGGAGAUAUUCUCAGCACGGACAUAAAAUGAAAGGGUUACCUGGCUGUAUUCUGGAUCUGGAGUCGUUUCUCACACCGCCGCGACGUUGACACACAAGAGUUGCGCAGAGUCUCUAGGAGUUGUCUGUUGGAGACAUUUCAGGCACCCAGAAUCAAACUUGACUUGGACAUCCAGGAACCAGUCAGGGAGUAAGCUAAACUACCCACUGCGCUCUUUGGAAAAGAAAGACACAAAAGCAUCGCUGCCACCAUGGAUGAGGAACAGUGUUACUAUAACGAGACCAUCGCCUUCUUCUACAACCGCAGUGGCAAGUACCUAGCUACUGACUGGAACACGGUCAGCAGGCUGGUGAUGGGCCUAGGCAUCACCGUAUGCAUCUUCAUCAUGCUCGCCAACCUUCUGGUGAUGAUCGCCAUCUACGUCAACAGGAGAUUCCACUUCCCCAUUUACUACCUGAUGGCCAACCUGGCAGCUGCUGACUUCUUUGCUGGACUGGCCUACUUCUACUUGAUGUUUAACACGGGACCCAACACGAGGCGUCUGACUGUUUCCACGUGGCUGCUGCGCCAGGGCUUGAUCGAUACCAGCCUGACGGCGUCUGUGGCCAACCUGCUCGCCAUCGCCAUCGAGCGCCACAUCACCGUGUUCCGCAUGCAGUUACACACGCGCAUGAGUAACCGGCGUGUGGUGGUGGUGAUUGUCAUAAUCUGGACCAUGUCCAUUGUCAUGGGGGCAAUCCCCAGCGUGGGCUGGAACUGUAUCUGUAGUUUAAAGUCUUGCUCCAACAUGGCGCCUCUUUACAGCAACUCCUACCUGGUCUUCUGGGCAGUGUUUAACCUAGUGACUUUUGUUGUCAUGGUGACGCUAUAUGCCCACAUCUUUGUCUAUGUGCGACAGAGGACCAUGAGGAUGUCGCGGCACAGCUCUGGACCACGACGGAACAGAGAUACCAUGAUGUCUCUGCUGAAAACCGUGGUGAUAGUUUUGGGUGCGUUCAUCGUCUGCUGGACCCCCGGCCUGGUCAUCCUCCUCCUCGACGUCUUCUGCGCCAACUGCAACGUCCUCACAUAUGAAAAGUUCUUCCUGCUUCUCGCCGAGUUCAACUCAGCCAUGAACCCCAUCAUCUACUCCUACCGAGACAAGGAGAUGAGCGCCACCUUCCGGCAGAUCCUCUGCUGUCAGCGGCAGGAGAACGUCAACGGGACGGUGGCGGAGGGAUCUGACAGGUCGGCGUCGUCCAUCAACCACACGGUGCUUAGCGGCGGUACACACCACCACCACCACCACCACCACAACCACAACAACGAACACUCAGUGGUAUAAAACUGGUGGGGUUGGUCUGUUUUGGAGAUACUGACUGAAAGAAGGUAAUUGGCAGCAAGGAGAGGUCGAGAGGGACCGCGAACACGACGUGACCUAAAGACAGAAACGUAAGAAAUUGGGGAAUGAAGAUAAGGUAGACAGAGUAGCGCUGCAUGAGAACAGGAUGUGACUAUGGAGAACAACGACAAGACUUUAUCGCUGUGUGGAGGAAGAAUGGGGAGAGAGAGGGGAGUCCGAUGUUCGAGGACUCUGAUAGGCUGUUCCUAUUCAGUUGUUGAUUAUUUUCUGUUUGUUUUAAAUGUGUUGAUAUGGAGAACGAUGAUAUGAACUAUUUAAAAGUAAUCUGUGAAAUGAAGGUAAUGCCAGUAGUCUAACUUUGUAUCUUGAAGUCGUGGGUUUCAGACUUUUUCCCCUAAAUCCCCAUUCUUAAGAAAGGUCACAUAGCAUCAUACACACAGUGUGAGUUUCCUUCACAUCCAUUUGAGUAUGCAUUUUGGAUGCAAUUUAGAACACCAUUCUUUCAUUUUCAUUAAUAUUUGGGAGAAAAGACUUAAAAUCCGGGGGAAAUUAUUUCCAGCUAACACAUGCAGAUUCAUGCUCAUACGUGUAACUGAAUGUUAGUAGAGCUUAUCUCCAGCAGCUUUAACUUUAAAAUGUACUACUGGAGACUUGAGGCUGAUUUUCUUCAUAGUGUUUUUUCCAGGGAUUUAUCUUUUUUUUUUUUAAAUAUAGACAUCAAAGUGAAACUUUUUUGGGAAAUCCUUCUGAUGCUUAAAAAAAUAUAUAAAUACUGACAUGUUUGACAUGUUUGGAAACUUACCAAAAAAUGCUGUUGUACCCAUUAUGGAUUGUUUAAGUAAUCCCAGCCACUUUUCAUUACCAAAGCAGAUGCAUCAUCCAUCUUUUAAAGUGACCUCACACCCUAAAGACUCAUUAUUCUGCUGAUGUUCUUCUCCAGUUCCAGUUUUUCCCUUCCAUCCAACAUAAAUACAUAAAGGGUCCAGGAUCUGUUGUUCAUUCCCUUUAAGGAAUUAGAGAUUAGAGUUCUAGGGAUCUUACCGAAAAGGGGAGGAGGAUGUUUGCGGUUUGUUAACAGGCUCUGUGCCACUGUGUUAUGUGGAGACAAGGUGAAGGUCAUUUCUGGUGAGCGUUAACAGACUUCAAAUCAUGACAUGAAAUGUGCUGAGCUUUCUGCCUCUCAUGGUUUCAUCAAGUGUCUCUGUGUCUGUGAGGCCGACUGGCAAAACAAGGUUAGGGGUAAGUGAAUAUGGAACUUAUAAUCAGUGUUAAAUUUCCCUUAUUUUAAGAGGUGACAAGAUAAGCCAUUCUUGCUUCAUAGCACAGGAAGAUAAAAUGGAUGUUCGUGAAUGAGUGCCUAAAUUUGUGGUUUACAAACACAAGUUUGCCUCGUGUGAUACAGCAGUAACAGUUUUGACUGUAAACACUGACCUGCAAAUGUCACAGUAUUCCAUUUUAAGAGCCCCUUUUAUGUUUUUGGGGCUUUUUUCCCCAUCUUUUAGUGUGUUAUAUAUAGUUUUUUGUCCAUGUGAUAGAUGUAUAAAGUACCAAAAAAAACCCAUUUCACUCAAAAUGGAGCUUUCUCUCCUACAGACAGCACUUUUUCUCAACUGCCCGAUAUGCCUCGCCCCAUUCCUGUUUUCUUCAAUUAUCGAUGUCACUGAUUGCGAAAGUCAGUUUUUUAUAAGUACUGCCCAUAGGUGCUGCCUUUGCAAGCACAGCCCACCAGGAGCGCAGUAGAUUGUUUUAAUUUGGUUGACCAAUCCCAACAGAGGGGGCCAGCUGACCGGGCUUUUUUAGAAAGGCGGGAUAAGAAGUCAGACGUGGGGUCCUAUUUUAACGAUCUAAGCGUACGGCGUAAAGCACAUGGCGCAGGUGCGUUUAGGGCGUGUCCAAAUCCUCUUUUGCUGGUUUAACGGCGGAAAAAAUGCUUUUGCAUUUGUUAUUUAAUCGGCGCUGGAUGGUCUUAAAAUAGCACACUUACAUUAGGCUUUGCGCCACGCUGCGCUGGGUGCAAGACAGGGCCCGGAGUGUUUCAGGCUGUGGAAAUGGGCAGUAUAAGAAACCAUUUGUUCUUCAAAAAUCAAAGCAUGUAACCCUAUUCUAGUAGUCCCCAAGAUACAAAUAUCAUGCUGAAAAGGAGUAUAACAGGGGCUCUUAAUAGUUAUAUUUUAGUAUUGACCACAGAGGUGGAGUGACCCAUAGACUGAACCGCCCAAUAGAUUGAGAUUUAUGAUAAAUAUUCAUCAGUAAUGUGGAUUCAGUGAUUAAGUGGGUAAAGGCAAAUAAUAGAACAGCUAAAACCGUUUAGUAAGUUCCGAAAUAACCACUUUACUUUAAAACCACGAAAAGACAACCCUUAUCAUAUUACUUACUCAAAUUAUGACAUAACACUAUCCACAAAUAUCUUGUAUCAUAUCAUGCCCUGCUCCAUCUCAGCUUAGCCUCUGAUAAAUCUUAGCUUAAAAUCUACAAAAUCUUACACGUCCAUCUUUUAUGGCAGUAUUUGGAUAAAAAGUUGAAGUUAACUCCUACAGUACCACAGUCUGAUAAGUCAGCUCGGCGUAUAACACUCCACUGAAAGAAUGAAAAUAUCUUAGAAAUUAAAUGUCACAUACACAUGUUAUUGCAGUGUUACUGGUGAUAUGAAGUAUUACAGAUUUCCAUCCAAAAUAUAUGAUGUUGUGUUUAUGUCAUUAUAUGAAAUUGUUGGGGUUACGAUUUUUUUGUGAACCAGUCUUUUUUUGCAAAUCCUGCAAAUAAGAAUAGUUCAAAUAUUUUGCAUUUCACUGCCUCCCUCCCUCGUCAUGCCUCCGCACGGCAUGGUAUCUUGAACAAAGAUCACGUGUUCAAUGCUUUCCAGUGAAUUAGGUCGGCACAUAUAACAGAUUGCCCCACGCAAAACCUGGUGUCAGGCAUAUAGUGGGGUUCUGAUAAUGUAAAUCUUUACUACUACCAACUUUAUGGAAAUGUAUUAUUAGGCGUGUGACCUAUGACCUAUCUCAGUUUACAGUUUAUGAUAAUACUCGAAAGUCAAGCAGAGUUGAGCCAAUGCCGUGUUGAAUGUUGAUAUCUUAUUUCCACAAGUGCACUCCCCCACCUUCUGCUAUUAACUUGAGACUCAAAGCCAAGAUAAAAGUCCGCCUGGUGAUGCUAUUAGGUACAUUGUUAAAAAUCACCAGCAGAACUUUUUGUCGUGCCUGGAAUCAAAACACAUUUUGGCUAAAAUACAUAGAAAACACUCCAAACAAGCUGACAGAAAAGAGAGAAUCACGGCCAAAAUCACAGUCACAUGUUUUCCAGGAAGCCAGAUGUUUGUCAGGAAUUUUAACUGCAGUGCUGAAAUGAAGUCAGCUGGUGCUGUUGCCUGUCGACGUUGGCCAACAUGUUUCCCUGUUUGAGGCAACAUAAGUUCUUUUAUGUCGUUUUUGGAUUUAUUUUUACAGAGUGCCCUAGCUGUUGAGAUUGGGGAGUCUUUUUCCAUCUAGAUUACCGUUACAGUUUUUCCUUUUUUAAUGUCCAGGUUGUGCCUUAACAAAAAAAUACACAAUUGAAGAAUAAUUCUAAGGCAACAAUCUUAGAUAUUUUUAUUCUUCAUUCUUUAAUUUAUCCAUUCCUUUACUUCUGUAAACUUCACAACAGGCCUCACAAGAGUACUGGCAGCAGCAGCAGCAGCAGCAGCAGUAGUAGUGCGGUUUAUUGUUUCAUCGACCAAACUGACAGUCCUCCACAUUUGACAUUCCACCAUUCUACCAUUUUUCGAACAAAGUAUUGAUUCAGGUUAUAUAACAAACCAACUAAACUUUCUUUCUUUGUAUGUCUCUGUUUACCAGUGUGUCACUCUUUAUACACCAUUGUAAGUAUAUGUGUACAGUAUGUAUGUAUAUAAAAUAUAUUAUUCAAAGUUAAUCACCAAAGGGAAAGACGUUUUUGUGUUUGUAAAUUUUAUUGUUAUAAUCUGUCCAAAUGUACUGUAGGAUUUUGUUAAUGGUUUUUAUGUCAUGAGCUCUUUUGUAUUGUGACCUUAAUCAAUGCAUUUCCUGUAAACUAUAUUAACUCAUUUGUGACCCAGAACUGGAUAUGACCUCAUUUCCACCUGAUAUUAAAAUCCAAUCUGAGUGAUCCGAUCUCUAGUGAGCAGCUCUAUGUACAGCACCCAGGACGCAUUGAAGAUGCAUUGAGAUCUGAUUCCUCAGACCACAUUCGGACACGGUUUAGGCCAGAUGUGACCACAUUCUUUUAGCAGUGUGUAUGGACAUUUGUCCUGGACCACAUUAGGGACCGCCUACUUCACGGUCAGCAGAACUACGUAAUCAUUAUAUCUCAUGUUAGAAGCCGUUGUCAGUGGUCAAAGCAACGGUGUACAACGGUAAUUGGAAAUAAAUCCUUCCCAGCAAAAGUCCUUCAUUAUUUUGUUUUCUUAAAGCUUUUUAUUAUGAAGCAGCAUUAACUGGAAAUGUUUGGUCAUUACCAACAUUAACUUGACAACUCCUAAAAGUGAACAUGAAAUAUAAAAUACCUUUUUUAAACCUCUUUGGCUCCUGCCUAACAGACUGUGGGAAGCACAUCAUUGCACGUUUCUAAUGUAGGAUUUUUGGGAGAGUAACAACCAGCCUAUGUGCAAAUCAAAAUGAGUUACGUAUUUUUUCUCAACGUAGAGCGGGAAAGUGACUUCCGAUCACAAGUGGUCCCUUGGGACUCAUUUGGAGACACAUUCUACUGCCAGGUGGGCACACACGUACUUAGAGCUGAACACUUGUGUUUGGAUCCCUUGGAUCAGAUUUUGACACCAGGUGGAAAUGAGGCCAAUGUGUCACUUACCACCAGGCUAAAAACCAUUGUUUGGCCGCCCUCUUUUUUUGGAAGUGUGCUUUGUUGCACCUGAAACCACACCCAACAGUGAUGUCACAGUGUCCUGGAGUACACUUGUACAUCACUGCAGCAAAGUGAGACGUUAGACCAUUGGAGCUCAGCCAAAACUAGAUCUUCAAAAGGUGUUAAACUUUAAGUGUGUGUGUUUGUGUGGCUAACACAGUCUUUUUAGAAUGGCCUUAACAUACAACAAAGAUGUCCGUGUUAGUGAUAUUUCUCUUUUGCUGAAAAGUUUGAUGCAUCAUUUUAUGAAUUAUAUUGAACACAGCUGCAAAAAGGAUACAUUAGUAAAAGCUCAAAUGCAAAUUUUUUUUGAAUAUGAUUUGAUUAACAAAAAUUAACUUGCUCUGAAUGAAAAUACCUGAUUUCAGCAUUUCAACUUUUUUGGGGUCUAAAGAGUUCAAAUAAUCUGAUGUGGGGACACUAAUUGAGAGUUAAAUUUAAUCUUUUUUUUUCUUUUUGUUUAACAAGGAGACAAAAUAAAUCAUUCUAAGAGCAAAAAGCACUGGCGGUAUGACAAAACACUCACACUUGUGGACUUUUUUAUAAGUCCACAACCCGUUCUCACUCCGACCUCGUAAAGUACAGACGUUUGGACAGUGGCUUUCAGCGUCUACAGGAAUAAAAAAGGCGCUCUUUGGUGUGUUCGUGUAACAUACUGGGGAGAGCAGCAGCUACACUGGGUUUGGCGAGUAGUAUUUAUGGCGGAAAUUCCUCACAGGGUGGAUGGGUCAAACAUGAAACUUUCACCCAGGAGACCUGGGUUAACCGUCCCGUUAUACCCGCGUGUCACAAAAGCGUAAGAUUCACCCACGACUUUUUCCUAAACCCAACUGUCCCGUUCCCUCAUGUCACGGAAACGUAAGCCCACCCACGACCUUGUCUUUCAAAAGGGACACCAAUAGUCCCGACCAAGUGCAUUUAGAUAAGACCCUAAAGGAGACUUUUAGCGUCAAUAACAACGACAAAGGCACCUGACCAAGUGUCUGUAUUUUACGAGAUGGGAGUGAGAAUGUCUUAACCAUGCUAUCAUGCACGUCACGAUGCACCAAUGUCCCUUUCCCAGCUUUAAUAUGCGUAAACAUUCCUGAAAAAACAGUUUUAUCACAUUAUGACCCCAGAUUAGCACAUAAUGCUCAUCAUACCCUGACUGCUUCUUCUUUUGUCUGAAUAGUGCUUCCAGUGUUUGCUAUGGGCGUCAAUUGACAUUACACAACAAAAGCGCUGUGUGUUGCACUUUAGAGAUCUUGUCGUGUUAAUACCAAAAAACGUUCAUCCCAAAGUUUGACACAUAGUAUAAUUAUAUAUGCAUAAUUAGGAGUAAUGUCUGAUCUUCCUAACUGCAGUUCUGAAACAGUUUGUUCUUCCAGAGUUAAAUAAUUUUUUGGGGAAAAUGUUGCCAAGGCUCAGAUUUAACAAACCAUGUACCAGUAGUUUGUAAGAAAGUAAUUGUGACACAGACAUACUGUGAAUGUGAUUUCCAUACUAUCUAUACUGCAUGGGCCAAUAUCAAUGAAUGUCCACCCAGAGUCAUAGUGUUGAUAUCCCAGCAACAAUAAAAACAUGAGAAAUGUCUGA